Molecule: messenger RNA, 919 nt
Organism: Rhizophagus irregularis DAOM 181602=DAOM 197198
Lineage: Eukaryota; Fungi; Glomeromycota; Glomeromycetes; Glomerales; Glomeraceae
Source: RefSeq, a predicted model, not a curated record
AGUGGGGAAAAAUCUCAAAAGCAUACCAAAUCCUCGCUGAUGAUAGUAGCCGUUUUAUUUAUGAUUACUAUGGAACAAUAGAUAAUUGUAAAAUCUGAAUUUUUAUUGAUAAUUUCCUACUUCUCUUAACCUAUAUAUAAUUUUAUUUAAUUCUAUAGCUCUUGAAGAUAAAGCAUCAUUCAACCCAUACGUAGGAGGAGAAUUAUGGCAACCCUACAUUGGCAACUUAGAAAUUGGCUUUUGGUCGCUUUCAUUUAUUAACAAUGAAUUAAAAAUUUUAGCCUCAACUGUACAGAAAAAGCGCCGACAUGACAAUCGCAUGUCCAGCAUUGUUCGUUAUCUACAAGAUAAAUUAUUUCGAUUCCCAGAAUUCCCAGAGCAAGACGAUUCUUCACAAUUUGAAAUAAAUCUCUAUGAAGAAGCUAAAAAACUUUCCGCUGAACCUAAUGGCAAAAAGCUUUUAUUUACUUUAGGAAAAAUCUACACCGAUGAGGCAAAAACCUACCUAAAUAAGUCUUCUACAGUAUACAGUAAAUAUUUUAGCUCUCUUAAGGAGCGUUUGGAGUUUUUUAUAAACUUUACCUUAGGAUACUUAAUGAUUCGAACCAAGAAUAAUCCUGAUCUGGAAGAGACCAAUAAACUAGUUUGGAAUCUUUCGAAGUCAGAAAUAUCUUCCAUCGUCCGUGAAGCCUGUGAAAAAGUUCUUCAUGACGAGAAUCGCAGUGAAGUCGAAAGUUAUCAUCUUGCUAAUUCUAUGCUCCUCUUGGGUAAAACAUGGUUGGAAGUAAGCGAAUGGUAGCUUUUUUCUAAUUUCAUUCUAAACUGAAUGAUGAAAUAUUUCAUCUUUAAUUUAUAAUUUAUUUAUACAUUUUAAAAUUGAGCAAAUGUAAACGUUAAGAGAAAAUUAGUUAAUAUUAAG